AUGGUUCCCGGAAUCGCGGCGUCCGCUGAUCCAGUUCUCCAAGCACGGCUCUUUGCCUACCCCAAUGCAGCGCGCUACCGCCUCGGCGUGCAAGUCUACUGUCCUCUCCAACGUGACGGAGCCAUGCGGUUUGAUGAGAACUAUGGCAGCAACCCCAACUAUGUCGGAUCCUCCAUUAAGCCCACGAGGUUUUAUCAGGAGCAGAAGGGAGGUGGCGCUUCAGCACUGGCCCUACACACCGAGCACGAAAAGUGGGUGGGAGAGGUCUCCGCCUACACCAGUGAGAUCACGGACGACGAUUUCGUGCAACCCGCAGCGUUGUGGGAUAUCGUUGGCCGCGAGGCCGGUCACCAGGACAGGGUCAUUGAAAACCUUGUCGGCAGCAUCAAGGGUGUUACGUAUCCUGAGUUCCGCAAGGCUGUGUACAGCCUUUUCGGCCGUGUCAACCACGACCUCUGGUCUAAGCUAGAACAGCGUACUGAAGCAGCUAUCAAGGCUGCGGGGCCCUAA
Molecule: messenger RNA, 510 nt
Organism: Aspergillus piperis CBS 112811
Lineage: Eukaryota; Fungi; Ascomycota; Eurotiomycetes; Eurotiales; Aspergillaceae
Product: catalase
Exons: 4
Coding region: 1-510 (169 amino acids)
Biological process (GO): response to hydrogen peroxide; hydrogen peroxide catabolic process
Cellular component (GO): cytoplasm; peroxisome; mitochondrion
Molecular function (GO): catalase activity; heme binding
Source: RefSeq, a predicted model, not a curated record